Messenger RNA from Patella vulgata (common limpet), 3244 nucleotides. RefSeq lists its product as uncharacterized. The transcript is spliced from 14 exons. Gene Ontology annotation, cellular component: membrane. The record is from RefSeq and is a predicted model, not a curated record. Gene Ontology annotation, molecular function: transmembrane transporter activity. Bases 84 to 1349 code for a protein of 421 amino acids. NCBI's taxonomy places the organism in Eukaryota, Metazoa, Mollusca, Gastropoda, Patellidae. Gene Ontology annotation, biological process: transmembrane transport.
AGCGUAAACGUCAACCACGAUGAGGCAAACCGGGUAGUGAUUUGGUGAUUUGGGUAGCAAACACCGAAAAUCAGACAAAAGUCAUGAAUUUAAAAGCUAGACAAAUAUUAAUCUUCAUAUUGGGAUGGUUAGCCUAUGCAUCAACAUACUUGCUUAGAAAACCUCUUGGAGUGAUUAAAGCUGAUUUAGAAGUGAGUCUGUCUAUAAGUAAGACAGAAUUAGGAUGGUUAGAUACAGCUCUUCUACUACCCUAUGCUUUAAUGCAGAUGUGUUUAGGUCAGGUUGGUGAUAGAAUUGGUGCAAGAUUAACACUGGGAAUGAGUUUAAUAUUAGCUGGACUAUCAAUGAUUUCAUUUGGAUAUUGGAACACUACACCUGUACUUGGUUUAUUACUGUUUAUAAAUGGAUCAGCUCAGUCACAAUGCUGGCCAAACUGCAGUAAGAUUUUAUUGUCCUGGUUUGCAGACAGGGUGAGAAAUAGUGUUUUUGGAAUGUUUGGAACAUGUGCCUUUGGAGGAGGGAUAAUAGGAACUUUUUUGGCUGUGAUUUUGCAAACUAAUUAUGGCUGGAGAGCUGUGUAUGUACCACCUUCAUUGAUUGCAAUAUUCCUUGGUACAUUGGUGUUAAUAUUUUAUCGUCAAUCAUCAGAAGCUGGUGUUGACAUCCCUGGUAGAGAAGUGAGUGCUAGUCAAGCAAAAAUAGAUACAAGAUCAUCCUCUUUAUAUGAGAUUUGGAAAAUUCCAAUGGUAGCUGAGGUGGCUAUAAGUGUUUUUUGUUUAAAAGUUGUUCGUUAUUGUAUGUAUAUGUGGUUACCGUUAUAUUUAUUAAGACAAUUAAAUUAUUCUAAAAGUCUCUCAGGAAUAUUUUCUACAGUUUUUGACAUAGGAGGUGUCGCGGGUAGUGCUUUAAUUGGUAUUUUAAUCGACAGAUUUUAUGCAGGUCGAUCUAUAUUCGGAAAUGCUGUCUCAGUUGCUCUGUCUACAAUAUUUUUAAUAUGUUUUAAUUUAACAUGUACGUGGGGCAUGACAUUUAAUGCUGUAUUCAUGUUUUUAGCUGGAGCAUUUAGUUCAGGUCCAGAUACCCUAUUAGGUGGUUCUAUAGCAGCUGAAUUAGGAGAAAAGGGAAACAGAAAUGCUGCUGUAGCUACAGUUGGAUUAAUUAAUGGAUUUGGCAGUGUAGGAACUUUUAUGGAAGGACCUAUUAUAGGUUUUAUAUCUACAUACUAUGGGUGGUCUGGAAUGUUUUAUUUUAUGAUAAUUUUAUCAAUUAUUGGCACCAUAUCCUGCUUUAAAGCUGCAAAAAUUCAUAAAAAAGAAUCUAUAAAAUCUACAAAUAAUGAAACAGUUUAAUUCAAUUAUUGAAAAUACCUUAUUCAGAGAAGACUAUUUCUUCAAAAACAUAAUUUAAACAUACUUGGGGGUAAGCUAUCUUGCAAGAGAAAAUGUUAUAAACUAAUAACAAUCGGCUAUAGUAAUGGAAUAUCCAUUAGCUUUAUUAAAAAUAUAGUAUAUUGAAGUAGAAUUCUCAUUGUUUUGUCCUACAUUAUUUAUUUAUUUAUGAAAUGAACCUAUUUAGGCAUUUAUGUUUUAUUGUAUACUGUUUAUUUUUGUUUAUUAUUACUCUGAUAUUCAGGUGUAGUAUAAAUGAAAACAAGAAUUUAAUUGAAUGAACGUUUAGAAUGUCUUUAUUAUUAAAUUUACUAUGUACAUUCCAAUUCUUUUACACCUUUAAAGAAGAAUUAUUCAAGAUUUAGAGAAAGAGCUAGCCAUUCUUGCUAUUAUAGAUCAACAAUAGAUUUAGAGCUAGCCAUUCUUGCUAUUAUAGAUCAACAAUAGAUAAUGAAAAUGAUUAAAUUGAAAAUUUCUGUCAAAUUAGUUUAUUUUGAGCAAAAUUAUGAAUGUUCAAAGUUUUGACAAGAAAUAGCCUAAAUUGUAUUUGCCAAUUGACAGUUCGUAUUCUAGAUUGUCAAGUAUCAUUACCAUUUUCAGUCCCUCUAUCGACAGUCUCCAUGAGUGGCGUCUGUAUUAUCGUUUAACACGGAUAUGGCAGGCAUUGUCUAAUCCACUCAAUAUCUAGUCCCAAGUUAACCAAGUUAAUUGAACAUUGGCAGCUUUGUUUGUUAAUGUAUAGUUCCCUUUUAAAGGAGAAAACCAAUUUCACUUUUUAACUGAAUGUCCACACUAUCAAUCUCUCCGGUUAAAUCUUCUUUCUGCUACUUUCAGUGGUAACAAUCUGACCAUAAGGUUUGAAAAUAUAUUUAACUCUCCCCCUUCAGUUUCUAUGAGUGUGUGUCUUUAUAUAUAUAUAAGGCAUCUCCUUACCAUACUAACAGUACAAGUCAAAAUUCACAUAUUCUUUUCAUGUAUACAUUUUCAAAUAUUGUUUUCUGUAUAUUUUCACUUUUAACAUGAACUUGUAUUUUAUGUUUCGUAUUCUUAUGUAUAAAUAAUCUUUAUAUAUGUAUAUUACUAUUUAUUUUAUGUUCUGUAAUAUGUCAUGUAUAUUAAUUGUGUGUGGUCUGAAAAGGGCAUUGUGAAACAACAAAAUCUUAUCUUAUGUCAUAUUAAAUCAAUAAAUUAAAACAAUAAAGGGGCAUCAUUUUGGAAAUCUUCACUUUAUAAAGGUAUUGCUUUGAAGUUUUCCAGCUUUUGAGAGAUACAGGCAUUUUAACUUUCAAUUUAAGAGUGUAAAAUAUACCUUGCUCUAUGUACGUCUGUUGUAGGAACAGAUAAUUUUCAAAUUUCUAAACAUUACUAAAUGUUUCAAAUGUUUAUAUUUAAAUUAAUCUAUAGAAUCUGACUCAUUAACGUUGAAUGUUAAAAAUAUGUAAAUGUUUCUAAGGCAUCAUAUAUGUAUUUGACCAACCCCGACUUAAUGUCAACACAUGUUUCUAGGCACUGUCUCAUUUAGCCAGAGUUUCCAUCAAACUAACCAUGUUAUGAGAGCUUAUUGAUUUUGUUUUGUUAUUGUGCACUGGGUGAUCUAUUAUAUACAUAAAUGUGGUAAUAACCUGACAAACAGAGAAUAGAUAACAGGUAUGUUAACAUAUUUGUCGAUAUCAAAAUGAAUGAAUCAAUAAAAAUCAUCACAUAUAUCAACUAUCUUUCUUCAUUGGGCAACAUUACUGUUUUGUACCGUAAUUGUUGCUGAUAUGUAUUUUAAGAAUUUGUUGUUUUUGAUUCCCAUAUUGUUCAUAUUUUCACAUUGUUAUUUUGUGCUUUUUAAAAAAAUAAAACCACAAUAA